Messenger RNA from Branchiostoma floridae (Florida lancelet), 2592 nucleotides. Its product is annotated as 39S ribosomal protein L38, mitochondrial-like. The coding region runs from base 371 to 1585 and encodes 404 amino acids. The record is from RefSeq and is a predicted model, not a curated record. Lineage: Eukaryota; Metazoa; Chordata; Leptocardii; Amphioxiformes; Branchiostomatidae. The transcript is spliced from 6 exons.
CAGCCCCUUAUCCAUAUGCGUGGGUCUAUAUAAACAGGUGCAUCCGUCUCCUCAAUGUUUUACCAUCAACAUUCAGCCAUACUGAUAUAGCUCAUGUGAGCAUGCAAAUGCAUAUCCGCUUUUGCCACGUCCUGCAUAGCAUUAACAAACGCUACAGAAAAGACGUGGCCACCUGGUGACAGCCACGUACCAUUCGUAAGAUUUUGUGAUCUAGACGUAGAAGGUCAGUGUUCCUUCUUGGCUUAAGCAUCUCGUUCGCAAGCUCCGUCUGCCUUUAAUAGAGUUUCUUACUCAUCCUGCUACUACAUACGGUACGACCAAGAGUUGUGCACCGCCAGGAAAGACUAGUAGUUCCCUCAGCUCGCGUCUUAUGUACAGAAGCAAGGGCCGUCCCGUUCCUCAAAAACCUUCCAUAAGGUCCCCUCCGAUGAUCUACCAGAGGAAAGGCUCGGACCUGCUGCCCCGCAGUAGUCGGGCCAGGGUGAAGGAAUACCCCGACCAGAAGUUCAGUUUCCUCGCCUGGCUGGUGUUCCUGGCCACACUCCUGGUCAUUAUUGUAGCCCUGAUGAUCAGCUUCAGGCCUUUGCUGAUAGACGAACCACGUACCAACCUUCACCGUGCCAAGGGGAAAGUUGGAGAUGACGCUGACUACAAAUCAGAUCAUACAGAGGGGGUAGAAGAAGCCGUGGAGAAGGCAGGGACCGACGAGCAGCAGACUGAGGAUGCCACAGCUCAGCAAACCAUCCCAGCCCCUGGCGAACUGGCAGGGGACGACACAGACACGGGGGAAGUGGAUGAGGCAGCGCAAACGGACGACCUGCAAGAACCGCCGAAGCACGAACAUGUACAGGAGGAGCAACAACAACAACGCCUGUUAUACGAACAACAACACCAACACCAAGAACCAAAAGAUAAUCUGCCCACUGACGCUGACAAAGGACCGACGCGCGCCAAGUACGUUGACCCGUCGAAGCCGGCUGAGCCCGUGCUCGCCUUUCCGAAGGACACGGGGCGUUUGGCAGGAAUGAUAAGCUACCACCAAGUCAUCCCUGACGUUAUGGAUCAGGCCCCAACUGCCCUGCUACACGUCUGGUUUGCUGAGAAUAAAGUUGACGUCGGGAGUGAAGUUCAGCCACAAGAUUUGACAGAAAUGCCCACACGGCUGUGGUGGCAGACCACUCAAGGUCGACUAUACACCUUAGUCAUGACAGGUCUGGACAAUCCCUCCCGUGCCAACCCCAUCUUUCGAGAGUACUACCACCUGAUAAUUGGGAACAUUGAAGCCAACCCCGGGGGCGAGCAGGUUCCCUUGGAGACAGGGGAUGUUAUUGCAGAGUACCUGGCCCCAAGCCCCAACAGGAACACCGGGCUUCACCGUUACAUCAUCAUGGUGUUCGAGCAGCCGCGUCGCCUGGAAUUUGAUGAACCCAGGAUGAAAAAAACUGACAAGAAAAGAGCCAGAUUCAAAACCAAGGACUUCGCUGCAAAGUACAGUCUCCCUCCCCCUGUUGCUGGCAUUGUGUUCCUCUCCCAGUGGAAUAUUAAUAACAAACGUACUGCACAACAGGGUAACAAACAGGGCUAGACAUGACAAGCACCAGUAAGGUAGUAGUUAUUAAGCAUUAACUUUGUAGGUCCAAUAAUAUAAGCAAAGCACACUUAUUCUGUUGAGAACUAAUUGAUGGUAUAAAAUACCACCCAUAAAUGAAUUAUGUACAUGUAGCUGUUUAGGAGACAAAAUAAUUUCUUUUCUUUUGGGGUUUCUAGUUGUACAACUGUGUUAAAUCUACUCAUUCGUUGAAUAAAUAGAGUGCUUGAGAACAGCUGUGUUUAAUUUCAAAACCAGUGUAACGUUUCACUUAUAACAAUGUUGUUGUUGAAGGUAGAAAGCUAGUUUUUCUCAUCAUUUUGACAUUGCCGCCUUCGAGCUAAGAUGGUGCUCACAAUCAAAUGCCUUGCUUUAUAUAAAUGGCUAAACCAGUAGCACAUGUAGCUUGUGGGCCUGAACUUUGUGUCAUCCCCACAUACUUGCCAUAUAUUGCAUUUGACACAACUGUUGUGCAAUAAACUUUAAUUUUCUUCUUCUUACAAAUAAGUUGAUAAACGUCCCCAUUUGUCAGGUCUAAUGAAUUCAUAACCAUAUACAUGUACAUGGACUAGACAAAGGCAUAAAGUUGGACAAUAACUUUACAUGUAAUUACACCAAGGUUUUGCUAAUCUAGCAGCUCUUCCAUCUCAAGUCUGGUUUCUGGUUAACCUAUGGGAUAUACUGUGCAUGUGUUCAGUAACUAGUAAGAAAAUGACAUGACACUAUGUAUUAGUGUUAAAGGUACACACAAGAGAGUGGCAACACAUAACAAUACUUACAAAAUGUAUACUGAACAAUAGCAACAUUUCUUACAUUAAAAUGUUCAAGAUAUGAUGAAAUUUCCUGUCUGUCAUGGCUUGCUGCAUUUGUCUACAUUCAAGCUGAAUAUCAUUUAGCAAAGCUACAAUUUUGCAUGUCUGUGUAACUUACUGUAAGCAAUGCAUGUUAAAAACUGCUGAGGCUCUUAAUAUAGUCUACUGACAAAUAAAGAACAUAAAACAACA